AUGGACCGGUUUGAAGAUGUGUUGGAUGGUGAAGUGGAUCAUGCUUUCUUUGACAGUGAUUUUGAAGAAGAGAAGAAGAAAGAUGAAGAAAAUUAUGAACAUGUAGAGAAAGAAAAUACAAAGGCAGCUCUUGCAGCCACUGGUUUGAUUUCUAAUUCAAAGGAUGCCAAGUGUUGUGAGGAGGAAAGUGAAGAAAAACAGAAAGAUUUGCAGAAGGAUCAGUCCCUAGAAAACAGCACAGACCAUCUUGGAGAUGCUUCAUCUUUGCCACUUUCUCCAGUUCUGGAGAAUGCAGGUACAUCUGGAGUGACAUCUGCAGCAAGUAAGGGAACACAUGAGAAUAUUCCUGGUGGAAUCCCCAAAAUAGUUAAAGAAGGUGAAGAAGAUUAUUAUACAGAUGAAGAAGAUAGUAGUGAUGAUGGCAAAAAACAGAAGGUUAGGCCAAAGUCAGCUAAGCAGUCAAACAACAUAAAAAAGGCUGGCAAAAAAUAUACUAAUAUCAGCUCCUCCUUGUCUUCCUCCUCCUCUUCCUCCUCUUCCUCAUCCUCAAGCUCAGAUACGGAUUGUUCUGAUACAGAUUCCGAUAGCUCUUUAUCAGAUUCAUCUCAUUCUUCCUCAAAGAGGAAUGCUUGUAGGAACACCCUUCUGUCUCCAAAACAAAAAUUCAAGUCAGCAAUUAAAUUAGGAGAAGGAAAACCAAAGCUCGGUGACUACUUGGAGGAGUCUGAAGACACAGUAACUGACGUAACACCUCUGUCAACUCCAGACAUCAGUCCUAUCCAGUCUUUUGAACUUGCAGCAUCAAAUGAGAGGAAGCUGAAAAUAAAAAGACAGGAAAAUGUGAACCAAGAAUUAUAUGAUUCCGAGUUUGAUCGCAGAUACAGUCGAAAAGUCCUGCAUGAUGCCAUGGACCUGAAUCAGCUUUUGAAAGUAAAUAGUACUGAUUUUACAGUGGAAAGAAGCAGCAUAUGUAUGAGCAUGUGUUGGUAUACAACCUUUCCUGUGAGUAGAAAUGAGGAUUUUACUUCUAUGGAAAUUAUUCAGAUGGUAAGAAAAGCAGAGCUAGCCAUCAAGAAGGUAUAG
This is a messenger RNA of Pterocles gutturalis (yellow-throated sandgrouse), 1083 nucleotides long. Its product is annotated as UPF0501 protein KIAA1430-like. Lineage: Eukaryota; Metazoa; Chordata; Aves; Pterocliformes; Pteroclidae. The transcript is spliced from 4 exons. The coding region runs from base 1 to 1083 and encodes 360 amino acids. The record is from RefSeq and is a predicted model, not a curated record.